AUGAACACAGAGCCAAUCAAGGUCCCUCGCAGUUUCCGCCUCCUCGAUGAACUCGAAAAGGGUCAAAAAGGUCACGUGAGCGACGGCGUCUCCUAUGGGUUGGAGGAGCCAGAUGAUAUUUCCCUCACCACGUGGAGUUGCACAAUCUGCGGACCUCACAUGACUCCGUUUGAAAACAGGAUUUACUCCCUCACGUUGCGUUGUGGACAACACUACCCCGAUCAAGCUCCAGAUGUUAAGUUUAACACCAAAAUAAAUCUUCCCUCUGUUGACGGCCUUGGAAAUGUUUCAAGAGGUCUUGGUAUUCUCCGUUCUUGGAACUGCCAUCAGUCUAUUGAGUCCGUUCUGGUUGCUUUAAGACUAGAAAUGGCUGCACCUAGUAAUCGCCGAUUACCCCAACCAGCUGAAGGCGAUAUGUACCACUAG
Molecule: messenger RNA, 426 nt
Organism: Condylostylus longicornis
Lineage: Eukaryota; Metazoa; Arthropoda; Insecta; Diptera; Dolichopodidae
Exons: 4
Coding region: 1-426 (141 amino acids)
Biological process (GO): DNA damage tolerance; protein K63-linked ubiquitination
Cellular component (GO): nucleus
Source: RefSeq, a predicted model, not a curated record